Macadamia integrifolia is the source of this 799-nucleotide messenger RNA. RefSeq names its product CRIB domain-containing protein RIC4-like. The transcript is spliced from 3 exons. Lineage: Eukaryota; Viridiplantae; Streptophyta; Magnoliopsida; Proteales; Proteaceae. Bases 102 to 605 code for a protein of 167 amino acids. The record is from RefSeq and is a predicted model, not a curated record.
AUAGACAUAGCCCCUAACCUUAACCCACCCACCACAUAGUCCCAAACCAUUUUGUUGGUCCUCCAUUUCUAUUUCUUAUUCCCUGUUCUGUUCAUGAAGAUAUGAGAGAUCGGAUGAAGAGAAACGUUGUUCUUCCCUUCUCCAUCGGCUGUGUCUCCGAAUCAAGCGUCGCUGUAGGUGCAAACCACACUAAGAAACCAAAACUAGAAGCAAUUCCAUCUAUAGCAAGAGGACAAGAAGGAGAGAGCAUAUCUGGUGACAAAAUGAAGAACUUGCUACUGGCUCUUCCAAAGCCUAACAUCUCAGCCGGGUUACAGAGGUUGAUAAAGAGUUUCAAGAGCUUCUCUCAUCAUAUAUUAGUGUACAAAGAUGAGGUUGAAGAGAUGGAUAUUCAUGAGAUGGAGAUAGGGUUUCCCACAGAUGUGAAGCAUGUGACACAUAUAGGAUGGGAUGGUUCUGAAACCACCAACCCCUUGAAGGGUUGGGAUAACCUCAAAGCUCCUGAAAUGAUCUCCCUCCCUAAUCUCUCUCUAAGGCAGUUUGAACUAGCCAUGGCUGCACAGGCAGAUGAAUCUCUUCUUGCUCGUUCUUCUGUGGUUUCUUAAAAACGAUUAUUUAUGCUGAUAGUUGAUAUUUCUGGUGAUUAUUAUAUUGAUGAUGAUGUUUCUGUUGAUGGGUGGAUCAGGAAAUUAAUGUAUAGUGUGGGAUCAUUUUGUAAAAUUGGAAACUUCACCUUAUGUUUCUUUGCUUCUUUUCGUUGCUUUUGGAAGCUUCCACAGAUAAAAGACAGAUUUUAUAA